This is a messenger RNA of Morus notabilis, 1241 nucleotides long. RefSeq names its product 25.3 kDa vesicle transport protein. NCBI's taxonomy places the organism in Eukaryota, Viridiplantae, Streptophyta, Magnoliopsida, Rosales, Moraceae. Gene Ontology annotation, cellular component: endoplasmic reticulum-Golgi intermediate compartment; ER to Golgi transport vesicle membrane; Golgi membrane. The transcript is spliced from 7 exons. Gene Ontology annotation, molecular function: SNAP receptor activity. Bases 282 to 938 code for a protein of 218 amino acids. The record is from RefSeq and is a predicted model, not a curated record. Gene Ontology annotation, biological process: vesicle fusion with Golgi apparatus; retrograde vesicle-mediated transport, Golgi to endoplasmic reticulum; endoplasmic reticulum to Golgi vesicle-mediated transport.
GGCAAGCAAACAAGGAAAAAAGUCUCGUCAAAAACUCUUCAGCCCUUGAUUUCUCUCUCUCAUUCGAAUUUGCCCCCGCCCUUUCUUUCCAUAGCACUAGAAACCCUAGCACAGCAGCACGCACAGCGCCAGCCCUCCUUCCGAUUGACGCUGGCUAGAUCGCUCUUUUAGAUCGCACACAAAAUUCAACCCUCAUUUUCUCAAAUCCUUGUCGCUCUGAGUCUCAAAAUCUAUUCCCAUAACCAGCUAACAUUUUAUAGCUGGGAAGUUGGAAACCCAAGAUGGUGAAGCUAACAAUGAUUGCUCGUGUUACCGACGGUCUCCCUCUGGCAGAGGGAUUGGAUGAUGGUCGUGAUAUUAAGGAUGCGGAAUUCUACAAACAGCAAGUCAAGGCUUUGUUUAAGAACCUGUCAAGAGGCCAAAAUGAGGCUUCAAGGAUGUCAGUUGAAACUGGACCUUAUGUUUUCCAUUAUAUAAUAGAAGGGCGUGUUUGUUAUUUGACCAUGUGUGACCGCGCGUAUCCAAAGAAACUUGCAUUCCAAUACCUUGAGGACCUCAAGAAUGAAUUUGAGCGUGUUAACGUGGCACAAAUUGAAACUGCAGCUAGACCAUAUGCUUUCAUUAAGUUUGAUACAUUCAUACAGAAAACAAAGAAAUUGUACCAGGACACCCGUACUCAGCGGAAUAUUGCAAAGUUAAAUGAUGAGCUUUAUGAAGUCCACCAAGUAAUGACUCGAAACGUGCAGGAAGUUCUUGGCGUUGGUGAAAAGUUGGACCAGGUCAGUCAGAUGUCCAGCCGCUUAACAUCAGAAUCACGCAUAUAUGCUGAUAAGGCGAGAGAUCUAAAUCGACAGGCUUUCAUUCGGAAGUGGGCGCCGGUUGCCAUUGUUCUCGGAGUUGUCUUCCUCCUCUUCUGGGUCAAGACCAAGCUCUGGUGAUUAAACUGCUUUAACGUUGUUUUGGAAAUUAUGUGAUUUUCACUGGGCUUCUUGUCGCCGAGGAUUGCUUCCUGGCGUACUUGUCCCGGUCGGGAAGACUUGCGGAGUUCAGAUUUGGUGCUUUGAGCCUCGUGAAGAAUUAUAUGAUGUUACAAACUCUCGUCUUAGUUGAUGGCUUAAUUUGUUGGGAUAACUUGUCACUGAAUUACGAGAGAGAUCCUUUGUUAUCAGAUUAAGAACUCAUCUUACCGUACUAUGAUACUAUAAUUACUAUUGAAAAUGAAUAGAAUUUUAUAGUUUUGA